This is a messenger RNA of Miscanthus lutarioriparius, 1953 nucleotides long. The record is from the annotation of a GenBank genome assembly. Lineage: Eukaryota; Viridiplantae; Streptophyta; Magnoliopsida; Poales; Poaceae.
AUGGCAGCAGUCGCCCAGGCCGCACCGGUGGUGGCUGCGGCCGCCGCACACACCGUCUACCUUCCCGCCGCGUGCCGGGGCAUUUCGCCGCGGGCGGCGAACGGGACGACGACUGGCGCGUUCAGGUGGCGACCCCGCCGGCGCACGCUGGCACGGGCACGGCCGGCGCGGCGCGGGGGCCGAGCCACGGGCCGCCGCCGGGGGCUCGUCGUCGUGGCCGAGUUCGGUGGGACGUACGAGGACGGAUUCGAAGACGUGCACAAGAACAUCAUCAACUACUUCACUUACAAGGCCACGCACACGGUCCUCCAUCAGCUGUACGAGAUGAAUCCCCCAUCGUACACUUGGCUCUACAGUUACAUUAACGUCAACGAUCCAUUAGACGGCGAUUAUUUCCUUCGCUUGCUCGCCAAGGAGAGGCAAGACCUGGCGGAGAGAGUGAUGGUCACGCGCCUCCACCUAUACGGCAAAUGGAUCAAGAAAUGCGACCACACGAUGAUGUACGAGCGGAUCUCCAAAGAGAACCUGGAUAUCAUGCGCCAAAGGGGUCUCUAUAGUGAGCUGGGACCCUUUUUGUCCUUACAAUACAACUCGGUGAAACAUUGUAAGAUGGUUUCCGCACAGGCUGAAGCUUACACGGUAUUAAUUAAGAAGCGAAACUUUAACUACCUCUCAGGCUGUCACAGUGUCACUGACCUGAUCUUUAGGGCCAGUCCUCUGUCCUUCAAGCUGAACUUCACCGAGUCGAACAACAAGGGAGCAGCCACAAUCCAGUUGCAGGAGGAUGCCUUCUACAACAGGGCGAUCAGGCUUACCAAGGAAGAGCUGGAUGGCCAGAUUGCUCAUAGUGUUGGCCGAGCAGCCUUCGCAGAUCCGGUGACCCUCUGGGAUAGCACCACUGGUCAGUUAGCUGACUUCACAACUCGCUUCACAUUCAUGAUAAAAGCUCGUGUUGCUGAUGGCUCGUAUGGUGAGGGCCUCGCCUUCUUCCUCUCACCAUACCCUUCUGUUGUCCCCAAUAAUUCCACGGAUGGUAAUCUCGGCCUCUUCGGUAGUAGUGCUGAUCAGAGUGAGACAUCCAACCAGAUUGUGGCCGUCGAGUUUGACAGCCACAAGAACCCAUGGGAUCCAGAUGACAACCACGUAGGUAUCAAUAUCCAUUCCAUCGUAUCUGUGGAUUAUGUAACAUGGAACAGUAGCAUCAAGGAUGGCAAGGUAGCCAACGCAUGGGUAACUUACCAGGCCAGCUCCAGGAACCUGAGUGUCUUCUUGACGUACAAGGACAGCCCCCGAUUCAGUGGCAGCUCCUCCCUAUCUUAUUCAGUUGAUCUCAGAAAAUAUCUCCCAGAAAAAGUGGCCAUCGGCUUCUCAGCUGCCACUGGUCAAUUGGUAGAGGCUCAUCAGAUACUUUACUGGGAAUUCCGUUCUACUGAUUUGCAGCUGAAGAGUAAGAAGACGAAAAGUGUAUUAGUCAUAAGCUUGGCUACUAGUAUAAGUGGCAUAGUUGCCUGUGGAAGGAGGCCUAUUGUGCUAAAGGAAGAUGAUGACAAGAUCAAUCUGGUUCAAUGGGUGUGGGAUCUCUAUGGAAGAAAUGAGAUCCUUAAUGCAGUUGAUGGGAGGCUUGAUGGUGCAUUGGAUGAGCGUGAAGCCAUGUGCUUGAUGAUUGUGGGGCUCUGGUGUGCACACCCAGACUACAAUUUCCGGCCUUCGAUCCGCCAGGUCUUAAGUGUAUUGAAGUUUGAGGCACCAUUGCCAAGCCUUCCACCCAAGAUGCCUGUGGCAAUGUAUUUUGCACCACCAAUCCAUCUUUGCAGGUUUUCCUACACCUCGUCUGAUGGAACACAGAAGGAGCUGGAGGGGUCCAACAUUUAUGCGAAGACAACAAGCUCGUCCAGCGCAACCAAUGCUUCUAGUUCACCUCCCUCUGUUCACUUAUCACAGAUGGGUUACUAG